AUGAAAAUUAAAACCAUAUCAGAUACAAUUCUUGUGAAAUGUCCAUACGCAAAUUACACACAUUCAAAUGUUGAAGAUAGCUUUAAAAUACAUGCUUCAUUACCGUCGUCAAAAUCAAGAAUUAACAGUGAAACAGAAAUCUUCGUAUGGAUACCAUUGGCACAUAAUGUAUCAGGACAUAGUUCAAUCAUUUGUGGAAAAAUUAUACUAACUAUUGAAAACAAUUUAUUGCCUUAUUAUUGGAGUUUUAAAUUCAUUUGGCUGUCUAAACCAAAACAAUUAGAAAUGGCAAAGAAAGAAAAAAUAUCAAAAACACUUCCUACACCUGAUAAUUGUGGCAGCAAUCCAGCUACAAUUGUUAAAUUUACCAGAGAUAAACAAGGUAUUAUGAAACGUGUUAAUAUAAAUAACGGUGAAUUGAAGGAAGCAGAUGAAUUACCUCAUCCCAAUAAAUUGUAUUAUUUUUUUUUGGUACCAGAAGAAAAUUCCAUUCUGGAACAUGUACCUCCUUGUGCAAUUAUUAGAGCAGUUAAUGAGAAACCAGAAAUAAAAAUUAAUGGCCAAGAACAUCCAGUGUCUUCAACGAAUAACAAAAUACAUGUUAUUAAAAGAAAAACCAUGACAGAAGUCUUCAAUAUAAAACUUGAGUUGCUGUCUCCAGAUACUCCUGAUUUCUAUAAAGGUGAAAAAAUUUUAAUGAAAGAAAUGAGAUACACAAAAUCAGGUAUUGAAGACAUACUAAAUACUGAUGAAACGAUAAUAGACAGCUUUACUCUACAUCAAUUUAAAAUACUGAAGUUCACCUACAAUUAUCCUGCACUUGAAAAUGAUAACGUUGUAGAAAAAAUAUACUAUUUUGGACCAAUGAAAGAUGAUUAUAACUUUCCAAAUCAGGACAUAUUAUAUCUGGCAAAUGAAACGUCUAUUAAACCAAAUUGUACCAUUAAUGGAAUCACAUAUGGAUAUUUUGAUUCAAUUAUAUAUGAAAAUGAAACUAUUAAAUUAAAUGAAUUUAUUAAUAAUAAAAAGGAUAAUUUUGAACGUUCUGGAGAUUAUAUUAUUUUAAAAAAUAAUAAAACCAACAUGAUAUCUUUAAUGUGCCGUUAUAUUACUCUUACUGGAAGUGUUACUUUAACUCAAACAUUUAUUAAAGGAAAAAAAGUAUUUAUGGGAAAAAAUAAAAAAGGAGAAGAUAUAUAUAAAAUUUUAUCACAAACUGAUGCAUCAGAAUAUGAAAAAAAAAUGGCUGAUAAAAAAAAAGAAAUGGAAUCUAUGAAAAAAUCUUUUAUUGAUAAAUUAAUUGAUUAUAUUGGUAUUGGUGGUACAUAUGGUCUUAUUGGUGAUGCUGGUGAUUCUCACUGA
This is a messenger RNA of Strongyloides ratti, 1362 nucleotides long. RefSeq lists its product as hypothetical. NCBI's taxonomy places the organism in Eukaryota, Metazoa, Nematoda, Chromadorea, Rhabditida, Strongyloididae. Bases 1 to 1362 code for a protein of 453 amino acids. The transcript is spliced from 2 exons. The record is from RefSeq and is a predicted model, not a curated record.